CUCCCCCUCCCCAUCCCCGGCCCCGUCCCCCUGGUCCCUGCUCGGAGAACUUUGGGUCCUCGGCUCCGCCGCCCCUCGGGCCAUUCCCGGACCACCCUCGCCGGCCCCGAGCGCCCGCCGCGCCGCGCCUUUACGAGCCCCGCGUCGGGCAGGCGGGCGCCCGGGAACUUGGGGGAGGGCUCCUCAGCGCCCCCUUAUUCUCCCGAAUCCCCGACCGAAGCUGAACCUUUCGAUCAGUUCCCUGGGGGUCCCGCACUCCGCACCACAUGCGCCCUCCGGGAGUCCCGGGCCCAGAGAGGGGCCGCAGUCCCCGACCUCGCCCGCCCCUCCCUCACGGAGAGGAAACUGAGGCGGCGAGCGGGGCAGCGGUGCCCAAGGUCACCCGGCUCGGGGAGGCAGAGCUGGCCCGAGAGCCCCGCUCCUGCCUCCCCUCUCCGGCCGGCUGGUGCAGACGCUCCUGGGCUGCAUCCUGCGGCGCGCCCCGGAUGACACCCCGCCCAAGGGUGCUCGAGGCCCUGCUUGACGGGGAGCGGCCGCCGAGGGGACUGGCCCGGGAGUUAGCCCGGAGAGGGCAUAGUUCACGUCUCCCGGGGCCCGUCAGCAAGAGCGGGAGCGGCUUCUGCCGACCUCAGGGAUGAGCCUCCUGACGCCCGAUAAGCCGGGGGCCGCGGGCGGGGGGUGUGCCGACUCGGGGCCCCUUGCGGCUGCUCCCGGGGUGCUCGCGGCGUUCGAGAGGGGCGAAGCCUUGAACGCCGGGAUUAGGCGGAGGAGUCAGCGGGCAGACGGGUUGGCGGAGGCAGGCUCGAGCUUUUCCGACGAGUUGGGACUCGUCUAAUGGACUGGGAGAAGAGACGCCGAGAUGCUCCCAGACGAGUCACAGACAAAACCGGUGGGACGGAAGGAGCCAGUCACAGACAGCUGGUGCUGCAUCAGUCUCGAAGGAAGAUGAACCUGAAGUCUGAACGCAGAGGGAUUCAUGUGGACCAGUCGGAACUCCUGUGCAAGAAAGGAUGUGGUUAUUAUGGCAACUUGGCUUGGCAGGGCUUCUGCUCCAAGUGCUGGAGAGAAGAGUAUCACAAAGCCCGACAGCGGCAGAUUCAGGAGGACUGGGAGCUGGCUGAACGGCUCCAGAGGGAGGAAGAAGAAGCCUUUGCCAGCAGUCAGAGCAGCCAAGGGGCCCAGUCUCUCACCUUUUCCAAAUUUGAGGGAAAGAAAACCAAUGAGAAGAGUCGCAAGGUGACAACGGUGAAAAAAUUCUUCAGCGCCUCCUCCCGAGGUGGCCCCAAAAAGGUGGCUCAAGAGAAAACUCUUAAGCAAGGACAGCUUGGGAGGGAGCGAAACGCUGAUAACCUGUUCAGGGACUUGAAGGAGAUUUUCACUCCCACCUGGGAGCUGACCUCACCUUCUGAAGAGAUUCCGGAGGCAAAAGCUGCAAGCCCUUCCCUUCACCGGCAGGCCAGCCUGGAGACGGACAGGGCGUCCAAGGAGUUCAUAGAAUUUCUUAAGACCUUCCACAAAAUGGGCCAAGAAAUCUAUAAGCAGACCAAGAGCUUUUUGGAAGCCAUGCAUCACAAACGGGAGCUGAGUAUUGAGGAGCAGUCGGAGUACGCCCAGGACUUUUACCAGAAUGUGGCCGAGAGACUGCAGACCCGGGGGAAAGUGCCCCCAGAGAAGAUGGAGAAGGCUAUGGAUCAGAUUGAGAAGUACGUCAUGACACGCCUGUACAAGUAUGUGUUUUGUCCGGAAACUACUGACGAUGAGAAGAAGGAUCUGGCUGUUCAAAAACGGAUCAGAGCCUUACACUGGGUUACUCCACAGAUGCUUUGUGUCCCUGUUAAUGAAGAAAUCCCAGAAGUCUCUGAUAUGGUCGUAAAAGCCAUUACAGACAUUAUUGAGAUGGAUUCCAAGCGUGUCCCCCGAGACAAGCUGGCCUGCAUCACCAAAUGCAGCAAACACAUCUUCAACGCUAUUAAGAUCACCAAGAACGAGCCAGCCUCAGCUGAUGACUUCUUACCCACCCUCAUCUACAUUGUCCUGAAGGGUAACCCCCCACGACUGCAGUCCAACAUCCAGUAUAUUACCCGUUUCUGUAAUCCAAGCCGACUGAUGACUGGGGAAGAUGGCUACUACUUUACCAAUUUGUGUUGCGCGGUGGCUUUCAUCGAGAAGCUGGACGCUCAGUCUUUGAAUUUAAGUCAGGAGGACUUUGAUCGCUACAUGUCUGGCCAGACUUCUCCAAAGAAGCAGGAGUCUGAGCGCUGGGCUCCCAAUGCAUGCCUAGGGGUCAAACAGAUGUAUAAGAACUUAGAUCUUCUCUCUCAACUGAAUGAGCGACAAGAAAGGCUCAUGAGCCAGGCCAAGAAGCUGGAAAAAGACCUCAUCGACUGGACUGAUGGGAUUGCGAAGGAGGUUCAGGACAUCGUGGAGAAGUAUCCCCUGGAAAUCAAGCCCCCAAGCCAACCCCUAGCAGCCAUUGACUCGGAGAAUGUCGAAAACGACAAGCUCCCUCCUCCCCUGCAGCCUCAGGUCUAUGCAGGAUGAUGUCCAUUUACCUGGGGAGUGUUGGCUGGGACCCCGACCAAGUUAGGCCGCAGUACUCACUUCCUGCCGAUUGGAAGCCAGCAUAGGAGAAAGGACAUGCUUAGGAGGGUUAAAGGAGUACAAUUUUCAAGGUACAGUUGUGGGGGGUGGGGCUAAUGUGUAAUAAAUAUUAUUUAUUUUAGUUAUCAAAGUAGGUUCUUAUGAGGCUUUUGUGUAUUUUUUUUAACUGAACCUGCCUUUUUUACACAAAGCCGUUGUCAUUUUUAAGAAACACUAGCAUCAUUAACAAAUUCUUAAUGCUUCCUCCCAGGCAUGCACUCUGAUUUGGUUUUGGUUAAAUCAUCACUUUAAUCGUAAGGCGGCUAGUUUGAGGUCAUGUACGUUCAAGAGUCAAGCGGGAACUCCAUGGUACUACUGUCCCCACCUCUGAGAUUAUUUUGUAAUUAAAAAGUUGGAAAAUAUAUUGAUGAGUAAAUAUGUAGAAUUGUAAAUAUGUAAAGAAAAUUGGAAUUUCUGCUGUGCAUGGCAACGUGUGAGCUGACGUUCUUAGUGCAACACGACGUAUGGCCGUCCGCCUUUCUGACCUCCACUGUUUGUUUGUUGUUCGGCCCUUUUAAACGAGCCUGGCGGAAUUUAGAUGUUCAGGUGUCCAAGACCGGUCCCUUUUUGUAGCGCGGUGCGGGUGCUGACUCUGUGAUUCAGUCAGCGGGAGGUUCAUAUUCAAACCAGGACCUCAUCCAGGGUAUCGAUUGUCUUUCCCUCACGUCAUGUCACUGUUUAUUAUGAUGUCCAUCAAAUACUUGGAACCACGCUGUUGCCCUGAUCACUGAGAUGGUCCAUCUUUGUGUGAGUCUCCUUCGCGCAGGACGGCUGAUACGUGAAGGCCGCUGGCCUAGGGCUCAGGCAGAGGGGAUUAAAGAACGGCGGUCAGUGGUGGCCCCAGGCGGAAGUGGCCAUGACCUCUCUGCCGAGGACCCGCCCUUUGUCACAGGUGCCUAGCCGUGCCUGUCAUUUGGGCCUCGGCCUUGUCAUAGAUGGACCAAGACGGCUGUCCCGUAUCCCCUGCUUCUGAACAAGAAAGCAGAGACCUCGCCCUCUCGUCAGCUGUCACCAACCACUGAACGGUACAUUCCGGGCCCGGUGCCUCUCAGCCCGGCGGUUUGCCGUUGGGUGAAACUGCUGAGGCCGCCACUGGAGGGAGGCCUGUGUUCCAGGGGAACAUUUUCUCUCCUCUCUCAUUCCUUCUUCUGGCUGAGUCUCAGCAGGGUAUCCACCAUGCUUUCCCAAGGCAGCUUCUGGAGCAAUGACGUGUUCGACCGUCAUUGGGAGCGGCUUCCUUGUUCUCUCCCUGUUCCUAGCGCAGCUCCCAAGCUUGCAGUGAUUUCAGGUCCCAGUUGUGAUGUCUGUACGUACACACACACACACACACACACACACUUUAUUUACUUGGAUAAGCUGCCACCUGGUGCCCAGCUUCUCCCAACCAGGACUGGUCCCCAGAAAUGCUCCCAUAGAUGAAGCUGGUAACUCAGUGGCUGAGCAGCUUCUGCCGCUGCUCUUACGUAAUCUGUAACCCGGACAACUCUUUGGAAAGGGGCUGCUUUUCCUUCGGGUUAUUUCCUUGCAUUCUCUAGGUGCUAAUCCAGGUACAUGCACAGUCUCACUUUCCCCCAAAUGUACAAAACUUACUGCUGUACACUGCUUUUGUGGAAUAAAAAUAUGGACGCCACCCUCUCA
Sarcophilus harrisii (Tasmanian devil) is the source of this 4278-nucleotide messenger RNA. It is a transcript of the gene RABGEF1, whose product is annotated as RAB guanine nucleotide exchange factor 1. The coding region runs from base 835 to 2541 and encodes 568 amino acids. The record is from RefSeq and is a predicted model, not a curated record. Gene Ontology annotation, biological process: vesicle-mediated transport. Lineage: Eukaryota; Metazoa; Chordata; Mammalia; Dasyuromorphia; Dasyuridae. The transcript is spliced from 10 exons. Gene Ontology annotation, cellular component: cytosol; endocytic vesicle. Gene Ontology annotation, molecular function: guanyl-nucleotide exchange factor activity; zinc ion binding; DNA binding.